Molecule: messenger RNA, 936 nt
Organism: Manis pentadactyla (Chinese pangolin)
Lineage: Eukaryota; Metazoa; Chordata; Mammalia; Pholidota; Manidae
Product: olfactory receptor 14K1-like
Exons: 1
Coding region: 1-936 (311 amino acids)
Biological process (GO): G protein-coupled receptor signaling pathway
Cellular component (GO): membrane
Molecular function (GO): olfactory receptor activity; G protein-coupled receptor activity
Source: RefSeq, a predicted model, not a curated record
AUGACCAACCUCACAGCAGUGACAGGAUUCUUCCUCAUGGAAAUCUCUGACACCAGGGAGCUCCUGGUUUUACAUGUCUUUCUGUUUUUGCUGAUUUACUUUGUGACUGUCAUGGGAAAUGUUCUCAUUAUCAUCCUUGUGACUGUGGACCAUUGUCUUCACACCCCCAUGUACUUCUUCCUGAAGAACUUAUCAUUCCUUGAUGCUUGUCUCAUUUCUGUCACAGUUCCGAAAUUUAUUCUGAACUCUUUAUCCAACAGUGCCAGUAUUGCUUUCCCAGGAUGUGUUCUACAGGUCUUGUUGGUGGUUCACUUUGCAGGAGCUGAGCUGUUCAUUCUAACAUCCAUGUCCUUUGACCGCUACAUGGCCAUCUGUCACCCACUGCAUUAUGACAUCAUCAUGAGUAGAGCAGUCUGUGUGAGAUUGGUAGUUUUUUCCUGGUUCACUGGGAGUAUCUUUGGGGUCUUAUACUCAGGUGGAACCUUCUCUUUAUCCUUCUGUGAUUCCAGAAUACUCCCUCGGUUUUUCUGUGAUGUACCAUCCCUUCUGAAGAUUUCUUGUUCAAAAACUCAUAUCACUAUUGAUAUUAGUGUGGCAGUUGGAGUAAUAUAUGGACUUCUCUGUUUAAUAUCCAUUGGAUUUUCAUAUAUUUCUAUUUUCAAUACAGUGCUUAGAAUGCCAUCAUUACAAGGACGGUCAAAAGCCUUUUCCACCUGUAUACCACAUCUCAUAGUUGUGACUACAUUUUUUGUGACAGGAGCCAUUGCCUAUCUAAGACCAGUCCCUGAUUCCCCACAUCUUGUGGACUUUUUGGUGUCUGUUUUCUAUUCUGUAUUGCCUCCAUCAUUAAACCCAAUAAUAUACAGCCUAAGAAACAAGGAAAUCAAGGCAGCUUUGAGGAAGAUUAUAUGGAAACUAAGCCAUUAUUGGUUUUAG